CUCACCCUAAACACACCAUACCAAAACAGCUAUUAGGGUCACUUGGGAGGAGGAGAGUGUACAUAAAGAGCUGAAACAGUGAGAAACAGAGAGUCAAUCAAAGAAAAAAUGGAUUCCGGGUCGAAAUUGGCGAUGGCAGCUUUUCUGCUUCUGGCUAUGUUGAGCUUCGGUGUUGACGCAAGACUUCCAGUGAAGAGCAUUGUUAGGGGACCUGACUGCGUCGGCAAAUCAGAAGAUAAAGUAUACAACACCAGAGUGGGACGUCUCGUCGACAUUCUGGUGGACGAGACCAAAAAUGUGAAAAAGGAGAAUUACAACGAUUAUAGUUACGUUCACAGCUAUCCCAACCGUGAUGCUGGCUCGGUCAUUGGCGGCGCCACUUGCGACAGGCAGCUCUGGAAACUAGAUUGUUGGUCAUGUCUGGUCACUGCCAAGAACAAACUAAAAGACAAUUGCGGCCACACCCAUGACGCUAGGAUCGAACUCGCGGAUUGCUCUAUUUGGUACAAAAUGAUUAAUUGACUUCACUCUGUAUUAUAUGUAUGUAAAUGUGCACCUCUACCUCCUCUUGUUCUUCAAACUGAUCCUGUAGCUUUUUAUUUUUCCUCGUAUUUUCCUCAUAUCUUUUCUUUUAUUGUUGUUGUUACUGGUCGUGUUUAGGGUCUAUCGUCGGUUGUUGUCCGCUUCCAAUAAGGUUUCAUGUGGAAC
Linum trigynum is the source of this 708-nucleotide messenger RNA. Lineage: Eukaryota; Viridiplantae; Streptophyta; Magnoliopsida; Malpighiales; Linaceae. The record is from the annotation of a GenBank genome assembly.